Messenger RNA from Brassica oleracea var. oleracea, 2248 nucleotides. RefSeq lists its product as uncharacterized. The record is from RefSeq and is a predicted model, not a curated record. NCBI's taxonomy places the organism in Eukaryota, Viridiplantae, Streptophyta, Magnoliopsida, Brassicales, Brassicaceae. Bases 426 to 1802 code for a protein of 458 amino acids. The transcript has 2 exons.
ACUCGCAAAAUAGAUCAUCCACCAUCCUUAACGGCGCGAAGCUCACAACACUACUGCGAGUACCAUCAUCUCUCAUCACUCGCCGUUCAUCUCCUUACACGUGUCCAUCAUGCGUAGCCAGGUUGGAAAGAAAUUAAAGAAUAAAUCCUACGCGCGUGAACUAUCAGAGAGCGAGUGUCUUUCCUCAACUGGAAAAUCCGGGAACAGCUAGAGGGUAAAGUAGUCAUUUAACACAGCCGGAGAUCACUGUCUCUCUCUCUCCGUUCAUAUACUCUCUCUUCGCUCCACUGCGAGACUCAGACGAAACAAGGAAAAAAAAAAUCAAAUCUUUCUCCUCUCAAGCUGUCUCUCUCUGUGAAACCCUUUUGCUGUGUAUUGUCAAGCUUAACGUUACGAGGAAGAAGAAGAAGACGAAGGUUUUGUUCAUGGAGAAAAAACAAGGAUUCUUCUCUGCUCUCAGAGGUCUCUCUCCGUCGCGUUCCAGGACAAGGUCUCGCUCCGUCAGCCCCGCUCGGUCUAGCUCCCCCAUGACAGCUCUCUCCUGGGGGAGAAAGAACUUCACUGGCGGCGCCGCCGCCGCCAAUUACUAUGUAACCCAACCGGAGCUUUUAAUCGAGAGAUCCGGAAGCUUGAGACCCGUUAUGGAAGGACCCGAUCUAGACGAAGAAGAAGAAGGAGGAGGAGGGAGUGUAGGAGAUUCGAAACGACUCGGGUCAGGUCUAGGUAACUGGGUCAAAGGACAGCUCUCUCGCGCUCCCUCCGUUGCUGCCACGGCGGCGCACCGGAGAAACGAUCUGAGGCUUCUUUUAGGAGUCAUGGGAGCUCCUCUCGCUCCGAUUCACUUCUCCUCCUCCGAUCCUUUGCCUCACCUCAGCAUCAAAAACACACCUAUCGAGACUUCAUCUGCGCAGUACAUACUCCAACAGUACACCGCAGCUUCCGGCGGACAGAAGCUUCAGAGCUCCAUCAAAAACGCUUACGCUAUGGGGAAGCUCAAGAUGAUCACUUCCGAGAUCCAGACCGCGACGAGAACCGUGAGGAACCGGAACCCGUCAAAGGCCGAGACCGGAGGGUUCGUUCUCUGGCAGAUGAAUCCGGACAUGUGGUACGUUGAGCUCUCCGUUGGCGGUAAUAAAGUUCGCGCUGGAUGUAACGGAAAGCUCGUGUGGCGACACACUCCUUGGCUUGGCUCUCAUACCGCUAAAGGACCCGUCAGGCCUCUCCGCCGUGGACUUCAGGGGCUUGAUCCGAGAACUACUGCUGCCAUGUUCGCGGAGGCGAAGUGUAUAGGAGAGAAGAAUGUCAACGGUGAAGAUUGCUUCAUCCUCAAGCUAUCCACUGACCCGGAGACCCUCAAGGCGAGGAGUGAAGGACCAGCUGAGAUCAUAAGACACGUUCUCUCCGGCUACUUUAGCCAGAAGACUGGACUCUUGGUUCACAUCGAGGAUUCGCAUCUGACACGGAUCCAAUCCAACGGUGGAGAUACUGUGUUCUGGGAGACCACGUACAACUCGUCCUUAGACGAUUACCGCCAGGUGGAAGGGGUCAUGAUCGCUCACUCGGGGCAUUCGGUUGUGACGCUUUUCAGAUUUGGGGAAGUAGCGAUGAGCCACACGAGGACGAAGAUGGAAGAGAGCUGGACGAUUGAGGAAGUUGCGUUUAACGUUCCUGGUUUGUCUCUCGAUUGCUUUAUACCGCCGGCUGAUCUCAAGACCGGUUCGGUAGCGGACUCGUGCGAAUACGGACAAGAGGAAAGAGGGAAGGCAGCUCACAGGGCCAAAGUUGCAGCCUUGGAGAACUGAUGUCUAACGGUUAUGACUAAAACAACCCUUGAAGGUAGCAUUAGGCAUUAUUAGCCCAUGGAAAAAAAGAUGAGAUCUUGCAAUGUGUUCAUAUCUCAAGCUAACCUUUUUUAGCAGCUUCUUCGGAUUAGGAAUCAGAUUUGUUAGCAUAACCGAAGAUUCACCGGUUCAAAUCGAAUACAAAUGGAUCUUCUUCUUUUUUCACUCUGAUCUCACUAAAUGGGAUGGAGUUUUGGUUGGUUUACUUAAUGUUUUUUUUUUUUCAGUUUGGUUUUAUUUUAAUUCUCACCUUCAAUGUUUUUGAGCAAGGUGAAGGCAAGAGAAGGAGAAUUGCCUGCUGCUUUUACUUUUCUAUCAUUAAGUGUUUGUGUUAAAUCGACCAUCUUAACUACAAAUCUUGAUAUUGUUCAUCUUUCUUUUGCUAUCUAUGUUUGGUGUUUUCGCUU